AUGGCUGACACCAGAAAGGCCACCGACGGCCCCUCUGUCACCACUGCGUCGGCCUAUGAUUACACGCAACUGCCAGAUUGGGACGAUGACUUCUACGACGAGGACGGCAUACUCGCCUUCGCGGAGGCUCUUACAGCUCCGGAGAAUGUCACCGUCUCGCCUUCCGAGGAAGACCUCCUCAACCCGGCCUCAAAGCAGCCUCACGCCGAACGAAUAACUGCCCUGAACGACUGGAGGCCCGUCAGACAACGCCGGAUACCUAAGGUGGGUCCAGCCUCGAGUAGUAAAAGGAGCAAGACAAAGAAAACGUCACGCCGAGGCAGAGACGAGACGAGAGAAGGCUGGACCUAUUCAGUCGUGAAGUAUCCAUUGUUAUUCUUCGUCUGCGGCUGGAUAGUGUUCCUGGGCAUCUGCUAUCUCUUGACGAGGUUCUACAUCUAUCUCUAUGAGCAGUACGUUACAUGGAGAGGCACAAGAGACAGGCUGCGGAAGAAUUUGCGCAUCCAGGAUAGCUAUGAGGACUGGGUCAAAGCAGCUAAGAGUCUAGACCAACAUCUGGGCAACGAUAAGUGGAAGAUCGACGAUGAGGGCUCAUAUUACGACUGGAAAACCUUGCGAACAAUUGUGCGGCAGCUGAGAAGGUUACGUGCAGAAGCGGAAGAGGAUGAGAAGGAUCCCGGCCGCCGGAACGGUCGUGACGGCAACCGCUCAAUAGACGACCUACGAGCGACACUCGAGACUUGCGUCAAAAACAAUUUUGCUGGCAUCGAGAACCCUCGGCUCUAUUGCGAGACUUACUAUGGCACGAAAAACUUACUCCAGACGUACGUUGACGAGACUACUGAAUCGUUGAAGUUCUUGUUCUCAAGUGCUCAACUCACUCAGACGGAUAAACGUACUUUAUCAAAGCACCUCUCAGCCAAUUUUGGACGGACAGCGUUGUGUCUCAGUGGCGGCGCCACUUUUGCUUACUACCACAUAGGCAUCGUCAAGGCCCUUUUGGACGCUGGUUUGAUCCCCAACAUAAUCACAGGAACUUCCGGAGGAGCUCUCGUGGCCGCUUUGCUUGCGACCAGAACCGACGAGGAGCUGAAGAAACUCCUCGUGCCCGCCCUGGCAUAUCGCAUAACCGCCUGUCAUGAUCCCUUUCGCGUGUGGUUCUGGCGCUGGUGGAAGUACGGGGCACGUUUUGACUCUGUGGACUGGGCGAAACGCUGCGCGUGGUUUUGUCGUGGCAGCUUAACUUUCCGCGAAGCCUACGAACGCACAGGUCGCAUCCUGAAUGUUUCCUGCGUGCCUUCCGAUCCACAUUCGCCAACGAUCCUCGCCAACUAUCUCACUGCGCCUGACUGUGUAAUCUGGUCGGCAGUGCUCGCAUCGGCUGCCGUUCCUGGCAUUCUCAAUCCCGUGGUGCUGAUGCGGAAAACAAGCAGCGGUAAACUCCAGCCUUACAGCUUUGGACACAAGUGGAAGGAUGGCUCAUUGCGAACCGACAUUCCCUUGAAAAGCCUCAACCUGCACUUCAAUGUCAAUUUCAGUAUCGUCUCGCAAGUCAACCCGCACGUGUCAUUGUGGUUCUUUUCUUCGAGAGGGACUGUGGGCAGACCCGUCACACACAGGCGAGGCCGAGGUUGGCGCGGUGGCUUCCUUGGUUCUGCUAUCGAGCAGUUCAUCAAGCUCGAUUUAAACAAAUGGCUGAAAGUUUUGCGUCAUCUCGAGCUCCUUCCUCGGCCUCUGGGGCAGGAUUGGAGUGAAGUGUUCCUACAACGUUUUUCUGGGACGGUGACCAUUUGGCCGAAGACCAAGACUUCGGAUUUCUGGCACAUACUCUCCGAUCCGUCCAUGCAGAGACUAGCAGGAAUGAUCAGAGCUGGUCAAUUGGCUGCGUGGCCCAAGCUCCGGUUCGUGAGCAACCGGCUGGCGAUAGAGAAGGUCAUCGAAGUCGCAAGAGAGGAGACUAGAUCGCCGGAGCAACCACUGCCCACGCCAGUUCCUGAGGCGGGCCGCCGCUUAAGGAGCGUGCUAAGCGAGGAAGAUCUCGAGGGGCUCCUGGAAAAAGCGCGCGGUAACAAUGGCGUUGUCGAAGUACCUCCGCAACUCCUUUCGCCGGCCGUAGAGCGCGAUCAGUACUUCAGCCGCCCUCUUCCACAACGACAAGACUCGCCAUCGUUCACGAAGCGCAUGUCGACCCUCUGGGGUUCGCUGCAGAAUCCUACACCGCGGACGAGCUCGGAAAGCGUUCGGCCGUCGACCAAGGAAUUGAACACGUCCACCACUGCCGAGCAUAGCAGGCGAAGCAGCGUGAUGGACGAAUUGGUGCGGCAGAGUCGGGUCUUCUUCGACGACUUUGCGGACGAGGUAAGUAAGAUGUUGAAAAAUCGACAGUGUCCGAGAACGGUAGCCAAGCAUUGUACAGGUGUAUUGUCCACCUGCCCGUGCUGGAAAGUUCUGGGACGCUGUGGCAAAAAAAAAGCUUGUUGACAUGCUUACUCUCGCCACAGUCCGAGGUCGCCAGUGACCUUGAAAACCAUACGCAUGGGGAGACGACGGACGAGGAAGAAGGUAUGUCAUCCGAGUGGUUCACCCAGAGCGACACAGAGGCAUCUUUGCCCCAUGGCCUGGUCGUGGCAAUGUCUGCAAUUUCCUAAUCCCUUCCUAGGCGCUUCGGAGAUGGAUAUGGUUUCCUAG
This is a messenger RNA of Lecanosticta acicola, 2688 nucleotides long. NCBI's taxonomy places the organism in Eukaryota, Fungi, Ascomycota, Dothideomycetes, Mycosphaerellales, Mycosphaerellaceae. The record is from the annotation of a GenBank genome assembly.